Alexandromys fortis (reed vole) is the source of this 777-nucleotide messenger RNA. RefSeq names its product CKLF like MARVEL transmembrane domain containing 2 (gene Cmtm2). The annotation marks the transcript as partial. NCBI's taxonomy places the organism in Eukaryota, Metazoa, Chordata, Mammalia, Rodentia, Cricetidae. Gene Ontology annotation, cellular component: membrane. The record is from RefSeq and is a predicted model, not a curated record. The transcript has 5 exons.
AUGGCCUUGUGUAAAAGUCACAUCACACUCCCACUCCUUCACAAAGCUGUCCCAGGAGGACAGAAGGGACAGAAACCCAGGGCGCAACAGCCACAAACCUGGGACUCCUUCUCAAGGAAGGCCUCGCUAGGACCAGUGGGGCUCCGCGCAUUCUGCCGCGUGGAGGGUGGGAUGUUCCGCAUCCACAGGGGUGGGGCGAUCCUGCUGGUCCACGAGAUGAGGCGGCCCAAGGAUGAUGUAGGCACAAGAAAAGGGUUUCAACGCUACAAGUGGGAAUUCAAAGACAGCAAUAAAGAGUUCUGGACAAUGGGACAUGCUGAGGUCAAGAUCCUGUGUUUGGGUUGCAUGAUCGCUGGAAUAAAACUCUUCGAAACAGUGGCCACACACCCCAUCCUGAUCCUGAUCCUCACUAUGGAAGUGUCCUUCUUUGCUUUCUUCAUCUUCCUUUACAGCUUCGCCCUUAACAGAUACAUACUCUUUGUCUACUGGCCCAUCACUGACCUCUUCAACGAUCUCUUCACCUGUGGGUUCCUCAUAGGCGGCAUAGUCUUUGCUUUGAGGGCUAGAAGAACGAUGCCAGAUGCCUAUGUUGCAGCUAUGAUCCUUAUGGGAAUUGCCGCAUUUUUUGCUGUGGUUGACCUAUGUCUUCAAAGGAGACAUCUCAAAGGCAAGAAGAUCCGAAAGUAUGCUCUGCUUGCUCCAGACAAGAAUGGCAAAAUGCCGGACCCAAAACUACAAGCAAUGCUGGAGGCCAAAGAGGAAGAGGAGGCACGGCAA